This is a messenger RNA of Amphimedon queenslandica, 1432 nucleotides long. RefSeq names its product E3 ubiquitin-protein ligase TRIM71-like. Gene Ontology annotation, molecular function: protein binding. Lineage: Eukaryota; Metazoa; Porifera; Demospongiae; Haplosclerida; Niphatidae. The record is from RefSeq and is a predicted model, not a curated record. The transcript has a single exon. Bases 50 to 1432 code for a protein of 460 amino acids.
GCAGGCAAAGAGGAUCACUGAUACUAAACUAAAGGUGCUGUCAGAGCAAAUGAAAUCAGCAGAAAUGAGUUUGAGUCUUCUGGAGGAUGUCGAGGAAUAUGUGGAACAGAGCCUGAAAACUGGCAGUCCUGAACAAGUCCUGAGGUCUAAGAAACAGAUGAUGGAGCAUAUGAGUGAAGUUACUGCUGGAAUCAAUAUGAAAGAGUUACGUCCAAAGGAAAAAGCUGAUUUUGUAUUGACUCAUAAAAAUAUCAAAUCACUACAUCACAUUGGAGACGUUAUUUCAGGGACUACUGCACUACAGCAGUGUAGAGUGAAGAAGAUUGAUCAUAUUAGCAAAGCAGCUUCGCUUUCACUAUCAAUGGAGGCACCAGAUUCAUCUUUUUUGUCUGUUCCCCUUUCUUCUCUGAGGUGUAGUCUAGUACCAGUUGGUAAAGGCCAUAAACCCAUUCAAACUACAGUUACUACCACCAGCACUGAUCCUGGAGUGUAUAGGAUACAGUGUAACCCUUCAACACGUGGUACUCAUACAGUAAAAGUACAAGUAUAUGAUGUACACCUUAAGGAUACCUCACUAGUCAUCCCUUUCAAUCCUUACCUUGAUAAAAUCACUCCACUACGUACUCUAACUGAGCUUAAGGGUCCCUAUGGAGUUGCUGUAAGUAAUGAUAACAAUCUUAUAAUAACUGAGAGUAGUGGUAGUUGUGUAACAUUAUUAGAUAAAGAAGGUAAGAAAGUAAAAUCAUUGGGAGGGUAUGGAGGAAGUGGUGAUGUGAAAUUUUCUUAUCCUCGUGGUUUAGCCAUUACUCCAGACAAAUUCAUUCUUGUGUCUGAUGAUCACAGGAUCCAGAAGAUAAGCAUGGAUGGAUAUCUUAUAGCAUCAGUAGGUGAGGAGGGCAGUGGACCACUACAGUUUAAGUAUCCUUCUGGUAUAGCUAUUUCUCCUAUAACAGAACAAAUUUAUAUUGCUGAUUGGGAUAAUCAUCGUAUACAAGUCUUGAAUUCUGAUCUAACCUUCUCUCAUUCAUUUGGUAGUAAAGGAUCAGCUAAUGGACAGUUUAAGCAUCCACAUGACAUUGCUAUUGACAGUCAAGGAUUAGUGUAUGUAGCUGAUAGUUGGAAUGAUUGUAUUCAGAAGUUCUCUCUAUGUGGAAAGUUUUUGUGUAAUUUUGGUGGCAAAGGAUCUGGUGCUGGAAAGCUUAAUAGUCCAGUAGGUGUAACAAUAGACAUUGCAGCUACUGGUCUAGUUUAUGUUAGUGAAUGGAUCAAUGCUCGUAUCUCAGUCUUCACUAAAGAUGGUGUGUUCGUUAAUAGAUUUGGAAGUAAAGGUAGUAAUAUUGAUCAGUUUAAUGCUCCUUAUGGAUUAACAUUUGAUAAAGAUGGAUUCUUGUAUGUUUGUGAUUUUGGUAGUAACCAACUUGUUGUUUAUUAA